GACUAAGAAGAAGGUGUCCACGCAGCGUUAGGCUCACGCGACGGCGUUCGCCGAAUCGUCCGUCCCUUAUUUUGCGAGCACAUCGCAGCUCCUUCCGCAAAAGACGGCCCCAUUAUUCUCCCGACUCCUUGCCUGACUCAAGUCAACUGCGUCGGCGAUGUUCACUUCCGGCGCCCCACAAACUACGCUUCAGAGCAGCGAACGCUACUACGGUGGCGAGUUGGCAAAGAAGACAUCCUCAAGGACGCAGGAUGCGCAGAGCCAAAGGCGAGAGCGGAGGUUCACUGAACUUCUCCAAUUCCUGAUGCCUGUCUACCUGCUGCCAUUUGUCUUCGGCAAUGCGGAAGGCGUAGGCAUCUACUGCGUCCUGAUGACCCUGGUGUGGCUCACGGGGAGCCUGCUGCCGCCUGCGGUCGCGGCCUUCCUGCCACUGGUCAUACUGCCGAUGGCGGGCAUCUACGCCGCGGACCAACUGGCCGCGGAAUUUAUCGGCCCCCGCGUUCUGGCUGCGUGGAUGAUGUUCGCCAUCGCCAUCGUGGGAGACGAGACGAGCGUGUUCGCGCGCGCCUGCCUCCACGCGCUGCAGCGAUUCGCGCUGCGCACGCAGCCGCUCUUCCUCAGCCUGCAGCUGGUGGUGCUGGCGCUGAGCCUGUUCCUGCCCAGCUCGCUCAUCGUCGUCUUCGGCACCGUCUUGAUCGAGCGGUUCUUCGCCAUCGUGCAGCGGGAGCUCGUCACGGUCGACCAGCGGAGCGGCCUGCGCGCGCUCACCAGCAGCUCGACGCAGAACUUCAUGCAGGACGUCCGGCGUCAGCGGCGGCAGCGUCGAGUGGCCGCCGGCGGUAACUACAGGCGAGCUCGCAGCGUGUCCAUGGCCAGCGACACGACGAUGGCCAGCGAGGGGUCGCGCAGCAGUUCGCUCGUGCGCCAGUACAAGCUUCACCCCGAGUGGCUCAAAGAACGGGGCUUCGAGGCGCAGAAAAAGGCCGUAAGGAAGCUGCCGCAGAAGACAUCGUUCGACCCGUUCGAGCACACGUCGGACGGCGUAGUGUUGGCCUGCAGGCUUCCGACUCGCACCAUACGCUCGUUCUCGCCGCAGAACAUGCCGCCGUCGUCCAUUCUCAAAGGGGGAAGCUCGAAAGGUAAAGAACCGGAACCUGAGACUCCGUCACAGCGCAAAGCAACCCCUACCACGACGGAUCCGGUGAAGUUCCCCAAUCCCGCAGCGGCGAUACCAAAGAACCGACAGUCGGAUUUGCGUACGAACGUCGUCCAUACAGUCAAACCGGCCGACAAAGUUUCGAGCGGAUUGUCAAGCACGCCGUCGUCCGAGCAUUCGAAGAAAGCGAAGUGCGAACCGGCAAAUAAGGCAUCGGUCACAUACGUGGACGACCCAGUCAUCGAACUCUCGGUGGUCGAGCAAACGACGAGACUUCCUGCAGACGAGACGUGGCGAGGUAGCGCACGUCCGGCCGAACUGGCGCCUACCGAAGACGACGUCCCUAUUUCGCCGGGCGACGAGUCGCCCGGAGAGAUGCAAUUUCAGCAGAUGCUGAGUGCGCUCCCGACGUCGACUACGCCGAUGACGCCGUCGACGUCCCCGUUCUCGCUGUCCGGCCGCAGCUCGGUGUCGUCGUCACCCCGCGCCGUCGUCGACGUGUGGAACACGGCGACCCUCGCGGCGGGCGGCGAACGCAGCUUGGACAGUUACGCGGCCUGGACGUCGCACAUGAUGAGCGGUCCAUGUUCGCGGCUUCUGCUGCACGGUGAAGAGGCGGGAACCGCGUCGCCGCUUGCUAGGUCGAGCGAGUCGACGACGUUGAAGAGCGCGGCCGAAGAACAGCAGCAGCCUUCGCCGCCGGCGUCCGUCGCAACCGAGAACAGCAGAAGCGUCGUCAAGUGGGACACUGCCCUCGGCCCCCAGAUCGAGGAUGAUGCGUCCGGAUGGAAGCUACUACAGGUGUUCCAGGGCCUCCACAUGCAAACGGCUAUCGAAGUGAGCCAACUACAGAAGGCCCCCUCGCACCCAAACUCCCGCUCCGAGCGCCUCCUUGAGGUUCGCGGCGUCCUCAAGGCGACGCAUAGCAGCGCGUCGCUGCAGCCGAGCCCGCGAGGCCAGCGUGAGAGCCCUACCACCCGCCGCUUGUCGCUGACCUCGAUGGACCACGACACCUCGUUGGCGGCGACCCUGAACUCCGGCCUGGCGACGCGCAGGCCUAUCAUGUGCGACUCGGCAAGGCGCAGGGCGGCCGGCCGCAACGAGAACGGCACCGACGGGCGUCGCAUCGUCAUAGCCUCGCAGACCUACCACGACGCGGCCUCCAGCUUCCUCGACUCCGGAGACGAGCAAGUCUCUUCCUCCAUACGUCUGCGAGCACUGAUCCUGGCGGUUAGGCCCGUGUUCAUCGCAGGCACCGCGUACACCGCCAUUUUCGGGAACCUCAUAAGCUUCAACACGUUGCCCGCCCGCCAUGCCGUCCUGGUCAACCUCGGCUGCAACGCCGAUCAGUGCGCCGUAGGCUGGUGGAGCUGGGCGGCUGUGGCGCUGCCCGUGGCCCUCGCAUGCUGCCUCGUCUGCUGGGUCUACGCCUACUUUGCCAGCCUGGCCAGCUCCGACGACGAAAUUGAGGAGCAGACGCACGCGGACAUGUCCAACUGCGCUCGUGUGCGCCUGCGCACCAUGAAGCGGCACACGGUGCGAGAAACGCUGCUCAUCUACUGGCUGAUCGGAAUCCCACUCACGUACGGGGCUUACGUCGUCCGACAUCCUGAAAGCUACCUGGAGGGGCCCCUGUUUGGGCUGUGCGUGGUGGGAAUGAGCAUGAUGCCGGGACUGACGUGCACGCACUACUGGUCGCACCGCAUGCUCUGCUGGAGUACCAUCUGCUCUCGCAUGCCUUGGAACGUCGUCAUCAUGUGCGGCUGCAUCAUGGCUCUCACCAGGGUCGUCGAGCGAUACCGGCUCGUCCAGACCCUCCUGGACCAGCUGGACGACCAGUUCUGGAAGGGACGCUCGGCCAAGGCGAACCAGUUCAUCCUGUCCAGCAUGGCGGCCCUGUUGUCCGAGAUGAUCGUCGGUGACACGCUCGGCGAGGUGCUCACGCCGGUCGUCGUGCGCGUGGCUGUGGUGACGAAUGCUCCCGCGUCGUUCUACGUGGUUCCGGUCAACCUGGCCGCCUCCAUCAACGUGAUGUUGCCCGUCUCGCUGCCGCUACUCAUCAUGCGCGAAUACCUCAACAUCGCGUGCGUCAAGAUGGUUGCUUACGGCGUCUUCCUCAAGUGCACAGCCGUGAUCGUCAUAGUCACCUCCAUGAACACCCUGGGCACGAUCUUCUUCGACGGCGAGACGCUAGCCAACAACCAGGUUGCAGCAGUCAGUAUAGUCAACGCCACGCAUCUAGGAGCGGGCUGGGUGCAGUGAUCUUUUUUCGCAGCGGCAUCCUGAAGUCCUCGCCGAAAUCAAUGGCACGUGCUUCGUGUUCCACACUGAGCGGCGUAGAGGGAGGAUGCUGCUACUUCUGUACGCUAUCUUGGGCAGCGUAUGUUGUGUAUUAUUCAUUGUAUAUUUUCGUACGAUGUGCCAAGGCGACUGCCACCUGGACAUUAUCUUGGUACUGGUGCUUAAGGAUGUGACUGGUGGAUACCUUUAAUCUAAUAGUGUGUUCGAACAAUUACUGCCAACUUGCGUAUUUUCCGUGGUAUCUAAGCUGUUUGUAACGACACCGCGUCAUAUCGUUGAACUCAGCAUUGUGAUUAAAUUGUGCCAGUAGUCGACGUAGAUUCGCGUUUCUAUUGCUCUUUGUUCAUUAUUAUCACAAUCACACUGACUUGUACGAUCUCUGCGCGUCACUCAUGCUCCGCAAGGCAAGCGAAGAAGUUUGUGCCCGUCAGGUCUUAAUCAAUCGUGCACCGUGUACAAGGCCUUUCGCAGGACAAAGUAUCGAAGUUUGAAGCAAACGGACAACAUGCUUACCGUGCACGCUCAUAUGUCGACGCUCUUUGAGCACAUCAGCAGCGAACGCUCAGCAGCGCUCAGUGUCUCAGCAGCGAACGCAGACUUUGGCCAUUAUGAGCAGAGAUUUAGGGUGAUGGCGACAUCAAACAAGUUUUCUUCCUUGCAUUGAUUAAAGUUGUCUGAUUGCCUGCGA
Messenger RNA from Dermacentor albipictus, 4145 nucleotides. RefSeq lists its product as uncharacterized. Gene Ontology annotation, cellular component: membrane. NCBI's taxonomy places the organism in Eukaryota, Metazoa, Arthropoda, Arachnida, Ixodida, Ixodidae. The record is from RefSeq and is a predicted model, not a curated record.